Messenger RNA from Mus musculus (house mouse), 3684 nucleotides. RefSeq names its product tripartite motif-containing 35 (gene Trim35). Gene Ontology annotation, biological process: protein ubiquitination. Bases 46 to 1596 code for a protein of 516 amino acids. Gene Ontology annotation, cellular component: cytoplasm; nucleus. The transcript is spliced from 6 exons. The record is from RefSeq and is marked validated. NCBI's taxonomy places the organism in Eukaryota, Metazoa, Chordata, Mammalia, Rodentia, Muridae. Gene Ontology annotation, molecular function: zinc ion binding; ubiquitin protein ligase activity.
UUAAGCUCCCAGAUCUUCAGCAGGGACAACGCCCGCAGGCUAGGCAUGAAGGCGGCGACACCGGUGGUGGUGACGGCGGCUGCUCCUGCGAUGGAGCCGGGCCCUUCUGUGUCCCCGGGGCCUUCGCGCUCCUUCAAAGAGGAGCUGCUGUGUGCCGUGUGCUACGACCCGUUCCGCGACGCAGUAACUCUGCGCUGUGGCCACAACUUCUGCCGCCGGUGCGUGAGCGGCUGCUGGGAGGUGCAGACGACGCCCUCGUGUCCGGUGUGCAAGGAACGAGCGGUGCCCGGGGAGCUGCGCACCAACCACACGCUCAACAACCUGGUGGAGACCUUGCUGCGCGAGGAGGCUGAGGGCGCGCGCUGGACCGGUCGCCGGUCCCCGCGCCCCUGCCGUGCGCACCGUGCCCCGCUCACGCUCUUCUGCCUGGAGGACAAGGAGCUGCUGUGCUGUGCUUGCCAGGCCGACGCCCGGCACCAAGAGCAUCGUGUGCAGCCCAUCAAGGACACUGCGCAAGACUUCCGGGCCAAGUGUAAGAACAUGGAGCAUGUAUUGCGAGAGAAAGCCAAGGCCUUCUGGGCCCUGAGGCGCACCUAUGAGGCCAUUGCCAAGCACAAUGAGGUGCAAACGACUUGGCUGGAAGGCCGCAUCCGGGAUGAGUUUGACAAGCUCCGUGAUUUCCUGAGGGUGGAGGAACAGGCCACCUUGGAUGCCAUGAAGGAAGAGAGCAGAAAGAAGCACCUGCAGGCUGAGGAGAAGAUGAAGCAGCUAGCAGAACAGACCGAGGCGCUGGCUCGGGAGAUUGAGCGUCUGCAGAUGGAGAUGAAGGAAGAUGACAUGACCUUCCUCAUGAAACACAAGAGCCGAAAACGCCGGCUCUUCUGCACCGUGGAGCCAGCUCCUCUCCAGCCUGGCUUGCUAAUGGAUGCAUGCAAGUAUCUGGAGUCCCUGCAGUACCGAGUCUGGAAGAAGAUGCUUGGAUCCGUUGAGUCUGUGCCCUUCAGCUUGGAUCCCAACACAGCUGCUGGCUGGCUCAAAGUGGCUGAUGACCUCACGAGUGUCAUCAACCAUGGCUACCGCGUGCAAGUGGAGAAUCCAGAGCGCUUCUCCUCGGCACCCUGCCUGCUAGGCUCUCAAGUGUUCUCCAAGGGCUCCCACUCUUGGGAGGUGGAUGUGGGUGGCCUGCCAACCUGGCGAGUGGGUGUGGUUCGGGUGCAGGCACAUGCACAGGCGCAGGCUCAGGCUGACGUAGGUGGUGAAGGCCACUCACACAGCUGCUACCAUGAUACACGCUCAGGCUUCUGGUACCUGUGCCGCACGCAGGGUGUGGAUGGAGACCACUGCAUGACUUCCGACACUGCCACAGCCCCUCUGGUCCAGGCCAUGCCGCGCCGUCUGCGUGUGGAGCUGGAGUGUGAGGAGGGUGAGCUAUCCUUCUAUGACUCUGAGCGCCACUGCCAUCUGUAUACCUUCCAUGCCCACUUUGGGGAGGUGAGGCCCUACUUCUACCUGGGAGCCUCUCGAGGUGACGGUCCCCCGGAACCUCUGCGUAUCUGCCACCUGCGUGUCUCCAUCAAAGAAGAGCUGGACAUCUGAGCUGCCCACCCCUGACACAUGCAGCAUACUAUAUCCUGUCUUAGCUUUUCUGUAGCUCCAAAGUUAGGAGCCACCCAGGAGGUGCUUGGCUGAGCCUAGGCUCUGUCUACAGUCAUGCUACCUUCAGGAUGUGGGUUUUCUGUUCUUGGAUUGCUGGUAUACUGUUUUCUUUGUAGGAUGGCAUUAUAAUGUAGGUGUAGACUAUUUUUAGAGAUGAUGAAGCCAGCCUAUCAGGAGAUGCCUCUUAUUGAGUCUAUUUGUCAUUUAUGUUUCCCAGGAAGAGGUCCUUGUCAGGCCACACAGGGAAGCCCCAGGAUGGUUUGAGACAAGAGUGGGCAAAGCCUUCACCUAGGCUCUCCCACCCCAGUAGGACAAGUUAGGUAUUGGCCAGCCUCACUGAGCAUGCAUGGCUUUAGCAUCUGGUCUGAACCAGGAGUCCCCGUGUUGGUUCCUAGGACAGGAUUGUCCUUGACUCUCUCUGUGGGAACACUGUAGGGUGUGAGGUACUCUGGAAUACAGCUCAGAGUUGUGGGUGUCUCAGGAAAGGCAGCUCCAGGGCCUUUGGCAGUGGUUAAGGACUGACCAGCCUCAAGUUAGUGCCAUAGAGGCCAAAGCACCAGAAUGCAGUGAGUGAGAAGACAGCUAGUGCUGGGUUGGAACAUGAGCCCCACUCUGUUACUCAGUCUUUCGGCACGGAAUCGACACUGGUUGGUCACCUCAUGCUUUGAACGUUUCCUCUGGAAUUGUCCAGUUUUCUAGAACACUUUUUAAACCUGUGUUUCCACAUCUGUGAUUUGACACUAGUCCUUGGAAAUCACUGGAGGAAGGUAUGAGAAGGAGCCUCAGAGAAUGCUGCUUCAGUCAGUGACUGUUGGUCUGGGAGACGAGUCCUGGCCUUGCUGGCCUUGUCUUCAUUGGCUUCCACCUGCCUGUCCUUGCUCUGCUCUCUGCAGAUUCCACCCCUUUCCUUUAUGUGUCCCUCUGCCUUUUCUUUCUCAGUCAUGCCUGUAGAUGGAGUCUAAUUGCCAACUAACCAAAUCCCAAGAGAUGUUGUAAGGAAAAAAUACCAUCUCAGGGGUGCCCUGUCAUCGUCAAGACCUAGGACCUAGCAUCCCAAUUUCAGCCUGCACCCCUCAUUACAUAAGACUUGUUUUAAACCACGCCGAUUACCCACUAAUUGGCUCUAAAUGGGUCAUGUGCACUUGUGGAUUAUCUAACAAGUGGAGACACAGAAGAAACCCUGGUGCAGGCCAGGCCGGGAGCAGGGACAGUGUUGGCAAGCCAGCUUGUGAGUGUCAGAUGCUUGGGCACCACGGAUGUGAAAGGUGCGCCUGGUGCAAUGUAUGUGUUUGGUUAAAGAAACUCUCUGAAAUUACUGUUAUAAUAAGUUUUUAAAAGUUUUUUCUUUCUUUUUAAUUUUCACCUUAACUCUUAAAUAGGGUAAUUUCAAUGACCUAGACUCUUAGAAAAAUUUGACUUACCCCACAACUGACAUGUUUCUUUCAGAGCUUUUGUAAACACAAAUUCCUAGUGUAACUUGUACCUGAUCUGUCCUUCCCAUUGUAAGAUUCCAUCGUGUGCAGUGAAUGUGCUGUGCAACUUGUUAGUUGAUGGACAUUUGGCUUGUUGCAGUGUGUUUAGCUGUUAUGAGUUCUGCUGCUAUGAAAUUUGUGUGCAAGUUUUGUGUGGCUGUGUCUCUUGAUUUUCUGUCAUAUACCUUGGAGUCUGUUUUCCAGGUCAUAUGAUAAUUAUUUUAAGCCCUUUGGGGACUUGCCAAGCUGUUUCUAAGAGAGCCGUCCCAUUUUCUACUCCCACCGGCAGCAGGUGAGGGCUGGUUUGUAACGAAUUCUCUCUGCCCUCUUAAGCUGAGGAAGCUGGAGUAGGUCUCAUUUGCCCUGUAGUUGCGAUCUCUGAUGGCUGGGGAGCAUCUUUCCUCAUGUUUGCUGUGUAUCUGCUUCAGAGACUUCAGGGUGUUUGCCCAUUGGGUUGUCUGACCUUUUAUUAUGAAGGUUUACAAGUUUGUUAUGCAUUCUAGAUAAAAGUUCCUUUGUGUCAGAUGAAUCACAUAAAAAUUUUCCUCCUAAUUCA